AUGUAUAAUCUACCUUUAAGCGAUUAUGGGCCCGACGAAGUCUUGGCCAACGAUGAAACUCCUAGCUUAUUAAAUGAUUUCAAUAUCAAGCUGCUAUUAAAAUUCUGUACAGUCAUAUCAGCUAUCUCAGUCGCUCUGAAUACCCCUGCCACAUUUCAAAGCGCUGAAGUCAUUCGCUAUAUUUGUCUUGCGUUGGACAUCUUUUCUGGUCUGGUAUUCCUAGCUGAAAUGAUCAUUAAAGUACGGAGGGAUGGUUUCUUCAAGGGUGAUUCGGCCUAUUUUAAGAAGUUUUGGUGCAUUUUCGAUUUUAUCAUGUUACUAUGUAUCUGGCUGACGGUGAUUAUAUUGUCGUGCAUAACAAUUCUAAAUUUGCUUUUCAGGCAUUCAGGACAGCAAAUAGUGACUGUAUCAGUCUUUUAUUUAUUUUUUAUUUCCUUAUACUCCUUCGUUGGUGUCCAAUUAUUUGGAGAUUUACAGCAGCAUUGCGUGGAUAAGACAGCAGUUGAAUUACGAUACUUAGCAAUUCCAGAUACUUUGUGUAGCAAUUUUUCUGACAGUGGCUAUCAAUGUCCCAAUGACAUGGUAUGUAUUGAUUUGCAAUACUUUGAUAUUCAAAGGACAGAAUUAGGAUUUGUUGGAUUUGAUAACUUUUUGCUAGGUUUGCUAAGUGUAUAUCAGAGUUCCAGUUUAGAAGGUUGGGUAUAUACUAUGUAUAAGACGAUGGAUUCCUAUGUGAGUUGGUAUGCAUACAUUUACUUCCUAACAAUGGUAUUUUUUGUAGCGUGGCUUAUCAAGAAUGUAUUCAUCGCUGUUAUCACUGAAGCCUUCGCAGAGAUGAGAAGUCAGCUACAAGAGAUGUGGGGCAAUAUCGCCUUACCAGCUAAUUUUUCUACUAAGACCUUACAAGAAACGAGUGGGAAAUGGCACCUAGUUACAUCAGAGAUUAGUUACUAUAGAAAAAACGGAGAGGGGAUAACAAAAGUUCUGCAUUUGAGAGCAUUUCACGCAACUAUCAUUGUAUGCAUUAUAUUCGACGCGGCUAUCUUAGCAAGUAAAUUUGCUCACAUGCCCGAGGAUUAUGCAAACUUUAUUUGGUAUUCGCAGAUCGCAUUUACGUUGCUUUUCAAUAUUGAAGCAAUAUUCAAGAUGUACUGUUAUGGAAUUCGCUCUUAUUUAUUUCGUUUUGCACAUAUUUAUGAGCUAAUCUUGGCUGUUGGUAGUAGUGUGUACAUUUUGAUUGCUAUCGCUAUUGGCCAAGACAGCAAUUUAGCGACAAAAUUGACUGUAUUUGCGGUAUUACGAAUCCUCCGCAUAGUCAGAAUCCUUCCAAUGCUGCAAGAUUUCAUGUUUAGAAUUCUAGGAAAUGGCAAGAAGAUUGGCCUUUUAUUGGCUUUUACCAUUUGCUUUUUGCUAAUUGUUAGCUUAUUAAGUCUACAACUUUUCUCAAGAGUAGAAAAAUUAAAGCUGUUUGAGACGUAUCCAGCGGCCGUAGGAUCCACAUUUCAAGUUUUACUGCAAGAAGGUUGGCCUGAUGUCAUGAAUGAUGCUCUUCUCGCAAAUACAAUCGAUCUUUCACCUUUAGUGGCUAUUUAUUUUACAAUGCUACAUUUGUUUGCUUCCUCGAUCCUUUUUUCUAUUUUUAUUGCCGUUAUCUUGGAUAGUUUAGAUUUAGAUGAAGAAGUUAAGAAAUAUCGUCAGGGGAAAAUGCACGAAGAGAGCGUUGUAACGGAAGAAAAGUUACCCUAUAGAAUUCGUGUCUACGAAAAAUUUCGUGAGAAACCACGAAUGGCUACUAUUAAGAAAUCGACAAUAACUAGUAAUUUUGAAAUUCCUAAAAUGCGAGAAAGUUUCCUAAAGCAAUAUGUAAAUGAAUGUACCGACGAUAAUUCGGUCAACGAUACAAUGCCUGCAGAAGAAGAGGAUAAUACUGCUAUUUUACAUAGAAGGGCAACAGCACGAAAAGUACAAUUAAGACGUACAAUAACGGAAGACGUUACAGCCUGUAAUCCUGCCGACGAACAAUUUCAACGGUCUCCAAAUAUGUUGUCUCCCAUACCACGAUGUAACACAAUUGAUAGUCAGACUAGUCUUUAUAAGCCGAAAGACAUACCCUUUAAAGUUACUACUUAUACGUAUAGGGCUUCACUUAUUUCGAAAGGAAAUGUUAUCAAUAAGGCGGAUUUAGAUACUUUAAAACACAUUGCAAGAAGAAAUAAGGAAAAAUCCGAUAAUUUAGAAAACGAAGCUCCAUCAGAUUGGGUAGAUGUUAACGCAAUAAUAGAAAAAAAACAGCAGGCGAAAAUAAAGCGUCGAGCGAUGGAAGAGAAUUUACGAGAGAAUCAUCCAUUCUUCGAUACGUCAUUAUUUCUACUCUCACCCAAUUCCCACCUAAGAAAACUAUGCCAGCGAAUUGCUCAUGCUAAAUAUAAUCCACAUCUAACAUCAAAACACAACUCUUGGAAUUUGCUCAGUAAGAAAUUACUUAAUAUUUUGGCAUCAUUUACGUAUCUAAAUUGGUUUAUUAUCAUUGUUAACAUUUCCUCCUGCUUAAUUAUGGCAUGGGAGACUCCUCAUGGGCCUGAUGUGGGCCUUAAUUUUACACAGAUUGCUGAUAUUAUAUUUAUCGCCGUUACCAGUUUGGAACUUAUCAUUAAGAUUAUUGCCGAUGGUCUUAUCUUCACCCCAGCUGCGCUAAUGAGAAAUUUCAGUGGUUUCUUAGAUAUUUUUGUUUACUUUGUAAGCGUCUUAUCAUAUUUGUAUCAUGCUUUUAAUUUAUCGGUUAAUUCAGGAGCAGAGUUUCUAGCUGUCUUGAGAUGUUUAAGACCACUGCGUGUGAUCACCUUGGUUCCUAAGAUGAGUCAAGUUGUUAGUGAGUUGGUGAGAGGAUUCAAGGAAAUUCUUCUGGUUUCCUUAAUGCUAUUAAUGCUACUGUUUACUUUUGCGAACUAUGGUGUACAGAUGUUUGCUGGAAAAUUAGCAAGAUGUAAUAAAGGCUUUGGAAUACCACAGGAAAAUUGUAGUGGAACAUUUUCAAUUCCUUUACAAGUUACUACUCAAGUUGUUGGUUUACGGGAAAGUAAAAGUACCACUCUCUUUGUUCCUGAAGUGUGGAAGGUGAGCCCAGCGGGCUAUAGCUUUGAUAAUAUCGGCAAAGCUAUGCUGACUCUUUUUGAAGUUAUUACACUAGAAGGUUGGACAAGUAUGCGAAGUAUCCUGCAAAGUAUGAAACAGGAUUUUGGAAUUAUCUAUAUCCACGUCUUUGUAUUCGUUGGAUUUAUGAUAGGAUUAACCUUAUUUGUUGGAGUAGUCAUGACAAAUUUUAAUGAGAAUAAGGGAACUGCUUUGCUAACUGUUGACCAAAGACGAUGGCUAGAUUUGAAAGGCCGCCUUAAAAUCGCUCAGCCUCUUCACAUUCCUCCAAGGCCUGACUCAACCAAUCGUGGCCAAAUUUAUGACAUUAUAGAAUCUAAAUACUAUCGAAUAUUUAGCAUAAUCAUUAUUACGUCAAACUGUCUCAUGCUAUAUGUUAAGUGGUCGAAAGAUAAUGAAUAUUUACCUGAUCCUAGUAAUUUUAUUCUCGCUGCUAAUCUAUUUAUUGGUUGGUAUUGGAUUGAGUUUUUUCUUAGAGUAAUUGCAUACUCCUUCGCUGGAUACUUUGAGAGUUACAGAAAUCGAUACGAUUUUGCAUUGAUAUUGAUAGGAACUGCAUGGCUUGUACUAUCCGUUAUAUUUACGGCUGAAAAUGAGGUUAUAUAUGUAAAUUUACGGUAG
Trichoplax adhaerens is the source of this 3771-nucleotide messenger RNA. RefSeq lists its product as uncharacterized. Gene Ontology annotation, biological process: transmembrane transport; monoatomic ion transport. The record is from RefSeq and is a predicted model, not a curated record. The transcript is spliced from 32 exons. Gene Ontology annotation, cellular component: membrane. Gene Ontology annotation, molecular function: monoatomic cation channel activity. NCBI's taxonomy places the organism in Eukaryota, Metazoa, Placozoa, Uniplacotomia, Trichoplacea, Trichoplacidae. The coding region runs from base 1 to 3771 and encodes 1256 amino acids.